This is a messenger RNA of Hippoglossus stenolepis (Pacific halibut), 3154 nucleotides long. RefSeq names its product sulfate anion transporter 1. Gene Ontology annotation, biological process: transmembrane transport. The record is from RefSeq and is a predicted model, not a curated record. Gene Ontology annotation, molecular function: oxalate transmembrane transporter activity; secondary active sulfate transmembrane transporter activity; chloride transmembrane transporter activity. Bases 78 to 2360 code for a protein of 760 amino acids. The transcript has 8 exons. Gene Ontology annotation, cellular component: membrane. Lineage: Eukaryota; Metazoa; Chordata; Actinopteri; Pleuronectiformes; Pleuronectidae.
AGCAGGAAGAAGCAAGAUGCAGUCAGGGUGCACACUGGAGCAGAGUGGUGUGGAGGAACACAACACACUGGUGGUGGAUGAGGACGCACCAGACAGGGGGCGAUGGCCGACGUUGCCUGUUCAAGCUGCUCCUCCUCUCCGGGAGCACAGCUGACCACUUUGUCCACCUCCCCUUCCUUGUCCCGUCUCCGUGCUGCCUCCUCUUCCUGCUGAAGACCAUGGAGGACGUCUUCAAGGUCACAGAAACCACACAGGCCCGGCCACCUCUCCUGGAGCGGCAGGUUCGCCAGCGACCGUCCAAAGUUUCCCUCCUCAAAUCCAACCUGAAGAAGGGCAUGACCUGCUCUGUGCCCAGGUUCCGGUCCACCCUGACCGGGUUCUUCCCUGUGGUGGGCUGGCUGCCUAAAUACAAGCUCAGAGAGUACAUCUGGGGCGAUGUCAUGUCUGGGCUGAUUGUGGGUAUCAUCUUGGUACCGCAGGCCAUCGCCUACUGCUUGCUGGCAGGAGUGGAGCCCAUCUAUGGCUUAUACACUUCAUUUUACGCCAACAUCAUCUACUUCCUCAUGGGGACGUCCAGACAUGUUUCUGUGGGGAUUUUCAGCCUCAUGAGCCUCAUGGUUGGACAGGUGGUGUAUAGGGAGGUGUUCCUGGCAGGUUUUGACCUCAGUGAGGAUUCCAAAGCUCCCGGUCCUGAUGUGUUCAAUGGCUCAAUGGGCGUUAACCUCACGGCAGGUGUGCACACUGUGGAGUUAAUGGGCCUGCAGUGCGGGAAGGAGUGUUACGCCAUCAGUAUCGCUGCUAGUGUUACAUUCAUGGCAGGCGUCUACCAGUUCAUGAUGGCCGUGUUUCGGCUAGGCUUCGUCUCAGUCUACCUUUCGGCCCCCAUGCUCGACGGUUUUGCCACAGGAGCCUCCUUCACGAUUCUGACCGUUCAGGCUAAAUACCUGUUGGGUCUUAAGAUUCCACGUUACCAAGGCUACGGCACAGUCGUCGUCACCUGGUUCAACAUCUUCAGCAACAUUCACAAGACCAACCUGUGUGACCUCAUCACCAGUGUCAUCUGUAUCUUCAUAUUGGUGGGAGCGAAAGAGAUCCAGGAGCGCUACAAGGAUCGUAUAAAGAUCCCUCUGCCGACUGAGCUGGUAGUCGUGGCAGGAGCUACACUGGCCAGCCAUUUUGGGGAGCUCAACAGCCAUUAUGGCUCAAGCGUUUCCGGUCACAUCCCCACAGGGUUCAUCCCUCCCCAGGUGCCCAGCUUUAGUCUGAUGCCACGGGUGGCACUCGAUGCCAUUCCUCUGGCUGUCAUUAGUUUUGCCUUCACCGUGUCGCUGUCUGAAAUGUUCGCGAAGAAAAACGGCUACACGGUUCGUCCCAACCAGGAGAUGCUGGCCAUCAGCUUCUGUAACAUCAUCCCCUCCUUCUUCCACUGUUUCACCACCAGUGCAGCGCUUGCAAAAACCAUGGUGAAGGAUUCAACGGGCUGCCAGACACAGGUAUCAAGUCUGAUCAGCGCCCUAGUCGUCCUUCUCGUCCUCCUCUUCUUCGCACCUUUUUUCUACGCCCUCCAGAAAUGUGUCCUUGCUUGUAUCAUCAUUGUCAGCCUUCGGGGGGCACUAAGGAAGUUCAAGGAUGUCCCGGCAAAGUGGCGCUCCAGCAGGGGUGAUGCGAUUGUUUGGCUGGUCGCCAUGUCGUGCACCGCCCUGAUCAGUGUGGAGCUGGGCCUCCUAGUUGGCGUCGUCUUUUCCAUGAUGUGUAUCAUCUAUAAGACCCAGAAACCAAAAGUCUCUCUGAUGGGCCGGGCCAACGACUCUGAUCUUUACGAGGAUGUGGACGAGUACAAGGACCUCCUGCCACCACCGGGGGUCCAGGUCUUCCGCUUCCAAGCUCCUCUGUACUAUGCCAACAAGGACUCUUUUCUCAAGUCCCUCUACAAAGCUGUCGGAGUCGAACCUUUCCUGGAGCUGACCAGGAGGAGCAAGGCAGAGAGAAAGGCCAAAGAUAUGUUCUUGAAGGAGGCCAAAGCAAACGGGGAUAAAACCAACGGAGAGGUUGUUAUUGGACUUGUCCAAAGAGAACUGGAGUUCCACACGAUAGUUUUAGACUGCUCCGCCAUCCCUUUCAUAGACUCAGCAGGGCUGGCCGCGUUCAAAGGGCUAGUUAAGGAAUAUAAAGAGAUCGGGGUGAGCUUGCUGCUCGCCAGCUGUAACACCUCAGUCAUUGAUACCCUGAGGAAGGGUCGGUUCUUUGGAAAGGAUGACAAAGACAUGAGCAGCUCGCUGUUUCAUACAGUUCACACUGCCGUUCUUUAUGCAAACAGUCGAAAGCUCCUAAGCAAUAGUGCCAUUAAAGAUGAUGCAUAAUGUAGACUGACGGUGCAGUGACGGACCUUUUCCUGAAUUAACAGUUUAAUGUUCAGCAGUGGAAAGUGUCUAAUUUUAACUUGUACAGACUUUGUUAUAGUUUCUCUUUUAGUCUGACUUUGUAUGGAAUUCCUUUGUAUAACAUCUUGCUUUUCAUCCAGCUGCUCUGAUUCAAGCUUACAACAACAUGUUAACUUGUCUUCAGAUCGAGAGUCACCUCUGGGCCUGUAGCAUCGAGUUGGCACCAUAUCAGUCCCCCUGGUGGAGUGCAGAGGCCCUUUAACCUCUGAUAAGUCUCAACAUGGGCCUCAAUAAUCUUUAAAAGACUAAUUCAACUUUUGAAGAAGAAGCGUUCGAAAGAAAAGCUUUGUGCUACUACGUGAUUCUUCAGCUUCAGUCUGACACUGACGGAGCUUUGUCUUCAAACCGUGAUUCUUUACAACACACUUGUACUCUGGCCCUGUUCUCUGGUCUCCACAGCUUCAUGAUCUGUUAUAUAAAUAUAUGGGAUUUACAUACGUCUGAGAGCGAGUCUCAGAUGCUGGAGGAGAACGAGUCAUCACUGGUGCUUCAUGAAAAGUAUAAUUUUGCUGAGUAAACAAAUGGCAGCAGCUGAUUGAGACAUUUUCUCUGUUCAACACUUUUCAUCUGCGGUUUUAGUGUGACGUAUAAAAUGUAGAUUCAAGCAGUUGAAUUUAAAGGCUCAAAGUUCAGGUUGGGAUAAUUCAACAAAGGAUUUGUUUUAACUUUGAUCGUCCAAAAGACGAGCAGGUCAAGUGGCAUUGUAACAAGGU